Clonostachys solani is the source of this 1173-nucleotide messenger RNA. Lineage: Eukaryota; Fungi; Ascomycota; Sordariomycetes; Hypocreales; Bionectriaceae. The record is from the annotation of a GenBank genome assembly.
AUGGGUGCCAAAGCGACUGGGCCCGAUGCUCUUGGAGGUGGCGAGCAAUAUGCAACCCCCAGAACCGAAGUUCACGAUGACACUUUAAAAGAGACAGUUCUGUCCACAGAAGUGAAGCCAGCCGGUUCUGGCCCGCCGUCCGAUCCGGAAGGCUAUGAUAGGCUUAGAGAACAGGUAAUUUUAAAAAAUGGCCAGGAACACCUCAUUUCGUGGACCUUGGAUGAGGAACGGCGUGUUGUUCGCAAAGCUGAUCUUCUGUUUCUUCCCAUUUUCACGGUUAUGUUCACAUGGAUGGCUAUUGACCGAACCAAUGUGUCUGGUGUCCUUUCUUCCACCUUUCUCAAGGAUACCAAUAUAUCACGGGAUCAGGCCAACACUGGUGUCUCCUUGCUAUGGCUAGGAAUCGUCCUUCUUGAGAUCCCUUCAAACGUCGUCCUUCAUCGGAUCGGUGCCCACUACUGGAUUCCUUUCCAGGUCAUCCUCUGGGGGAUUCUUGAAGUUCUUCAAAUGUUUGUCACGAAUGCCGGCGGCUGGUAUGCAGCUCGACUGUUCCUUGGAUUGGCCGAGAGUGGCUUCAUUCCUGGAGCGCUCUAUACGUUGUCAAGGUGGUACACCAAAGACGAACUUGCGUCUCGAACGGCCAUAUUCUUUUUUGGAGCCUCUAUUGCAGCAGCGUUCGGUUCGCUCAUAUCGGCAGGUGCCCUACGUCUUCACGGAGUCAAUGAUCGCCCGGGCUGGCACUGGAUAUUCAUUAUUUGUGGUGUCUCAACCAUUGCCACUGGGGUGCUUGGUCUUAUCACCAUCCCCAAAUCCCCGUAUCAUACUAACCGUCUACUUGCUGGGCUCAUUCCUAGUCACGGCUGGCUUUCAGACCGCGAAGCCGAUGUGUUUACAGCUCGGCUUGCCAAGGCUAGCGAAAAGAAUCAAGAUGCUACACUCCAUAUCAAACUUGCGGACAUCCGGGAUGUUUUCACUGAUUGGAGGCUCUGGCCACAUCUUGUGAAUCUGCCGGUUACCUCGAAAACAUCAUGGUCCUUUUAUGCCGCCUACUUUGUUGCCACAGCUGCCCCUGGCUGGCAGUCAAUUAAUGUUACUUGGUUGGCACUCAACGCCAAGACGCCACAGAAACGCGCCAUCUCAUAUGCUAUCUACAGUGGGUUUCUCUGGAUGUAG